CCAUUCUCUUCUUCUUUUUUAUCGCCGUCUUUAAAUAUUCUCUCAACAGUAUCUUUACCAAAGCGUUUAUACAUAUAUAUAUAUAUAUAUAUACACACACAUUAUAUUUUAUAUAUCCUUUAGAUGUAUAGAUAAGAUACUUACAGUACUUCUUCUGCAUCUAACAGCAAUCGCCCCCAAUUGGCUCUUCACUAAAGAAUUUGUUCUAUAUGGCUAAAUCCGAACACUCUUCUUCAGACGACAAUUUCGCAUUCUCUCAAGAGGAAACCAGUGAGGAAUCAAAGCUUGAACUUGAAUUCUCCGAAGAUGAGGAAACACUGAUCAUCAGGAUGUAUAAUCUGGUUGGAGAGAGGUGGUCUCUAAUUGCUGGGAGAAUCCCGGGAAGAACCGCAGAGGAAAUCGAAAAGUAUUGGAUGUCUAGGUACUCAACAAGUGAAUGAGACGCCGCAUUUGGUUUAGGAGCAGAAAUUCCUUUAGACAAAAUUAGGAAAAAAGAUUAUCCAUCUGUUAAACCAAUUUCAUCUUCAUGUCCCUGUACUUGCCAAUGAUGAUGUUCUAUAUUUUAGGACAAUGUUUGAUGUUUGGGCUUAAAUUCAAUGUUGAUGUACUUGUUACCAAUGUUACUGAAGUAGAAUUUACUAAUGUACGCUUGGGAAGUUAUUUAUCUGUGUUUAAA
Messenger RNA from Morus notabilis, 676 nucleotides. Its product is annotated as MYB-like transcription factor ETC1. The transcript has 3 exons. Lineage: Eukaryota; Viridiplantae; Streptophyta; Magnoliopsida; Rosales; Moraceae. The coding region runs from base 210 to 440 and encodes 76 amino acids. The record is from RefSeq and is a predicted model, not a curated record. Gene Ontology annotation, biological process: cell differentiation. Gene Ontology annotation, molecular function: transcription cis-regulatory region binding. Gene Ontology annotation, cellular component: nucleus.